UGCUCUUCUUCUGAUGAUAUAAGCUUCGGUCGAGUUCCGCCGAAAUUCCAAACCUCGGGCAAAAUAAGCGAUAGUUCUGGACUUUUCUGCAGGGCUAACUAAUUUCAAUCGAAGCGUCUGGUCAGACUUUGAGAAAGCGCGAUAAAAACUCAAAAGAAUAAUGCGGGGAAAUCGAGAUGGAUGCAGAAUCCAGGGCUCGAAAUGAUCCCGACUGACUGCUGCAUCCACGCUGACUUUCGGUCAUCCAAGCGCCGAUCAGAUUGAAACCGCGAUGGCAGAACAGUUACAGCUGCGGUAUCCUGACAGAAAUAUAGAUGAAGAUCCCGUUCCUCUCAACUUACGGAGAUUCAACUUGACAAAUGACCCGGCUAAUUGGCCCUUAUUCUCUAGCAUCGAGACAAGAGAACAUUUCAUAAGAAAUCACUUACAAGGUGCAUUCGAGAAUGAGGUUGCUCCCCAACGCUCUGAUAGUAGCCCAUCUGGUAGUGGCCGCGGUCCUGGAUCUCCGCAUCGCUCUGAUAGUGGCCCAUCUGGUAGUGGCCGCGGUCCUGGAUCUCCGCAUCGCUCUGAUAGUGGCCCAUCUGGUAGUGGCCGCGGUCCUGGAUCUCCCCAUCGCUCUGAUAGUGGCCCAUCUGGUAGUGGCCGCGGUCCUGGAUCUCCGCAUCGCUCUGAUAGUGGCCCAUCUGGUAGUGGCCGCGGUCCUGGAUCUCCCCAUCGCUCUGAUAGCGGCCGUGGUUCUGGAUCUCCGCAUUCGUCUUCGAGAAAUGAUUCGAGAAAUACAUCUGCAUAUGAUGCAGAUGUAUCUAUGACGAACCAAAGUGAAAAUUCGUAUUCGAGAAAUACAUCUGCAUAUAAUGCAGAUGUAUCUAAUACCAGCAACCGUGGAAAUAGGUAUAUAUAUCCAAAUCCCAGUCAAGACACAAGUAAUACAUCUACAAAUUAUUCAAGAUCCGUAUCUACUAGCAGCCACCGUCAAAAUAGGGAUAGCAAUCAAAAUCGAAGUCAAGACACAAGCGCUACCAACUCUGAUCCUAACGUUCGGCAGCCACAACGGAGUUCCAGUCCAUCCUCUACUCAAAAUCAGUCUUUAUGGUCAGGUAACGACCCAUCAAACCAAGGAUAUACAUCCCAUUCUUCUCAAUCAAAUCCAAAUUGUACAUCACAUGAAUCAAUUAACAGCGUAGAGUCUGAAUCGACCACUUCUUCAUUUCGACUCAAUGGACGCGGGAGUGGAAGAUCAGAUGGAAAUAGGAAUAACAAUCAAAGUCCAAGUCAAGACACAAGCGCCACAAACUCUGAUCCUAACGUUCGGCAACCACAACGGAGUUCCAGUCCAUCCUCUACUCAAAAUCAGUCUUUAUGGUCAGGUAACGACCCAUCAAACCAAGGAUAUACAUCCCAUUCUUCUCAAUCAAAUCCAAAUUUUACAUCACAUGAAUCAAUUAACAGCGUAGAGUCUGAAUCGACCACUUCUUCAUUUCGACUCAAUGGACGCGGGAGUGGAAGAUCAGAUGGAAAUAGGAAUAACAAUCAAAGUCAAAGUCAAGACACAAGCGCUACCAACUCUGAUCCUAACGUUCGGCAACCACAACGGAGUUCCAGUCCAUCCUCUACUCAAAAUCAGUCUUUAUGGUCAGGUAACGACCCAUCAAACCAAGGAUAUACAUCCCAUUCUUCUCAAUCAAAUCCAAAUUUUACAUCACAUGAAUCAAUUAACAGCGUAGAGUCUGAAUCGACCACUUCUUCAUUUCGACUCAAUGGACGCGGGAGUGGAAGAUCAGAUGGAAAUAGGAAUAACAAUCAAAGUCCAAGUCAAGACACAAGCGCCACCAACUCUGAUCCUAACGUUCGGCAACCACAACGGAGUUCCAGUCCAUCCUCUACUCAAAAUCAGUCUUUAUGGUCAGGUAACGACCCAUCAAACCAAGGAUAUACAUCCCAUUCUUCUCAAUCAAAUCCAAAUUUUACAUCACAUGAAUCAAUUAACAGCGUAGAGUCUGAAUCGACCACUUCUUCAUUUCGACUCAAUGGACGCGGGAGUGGAAGAUCAGAUGGAAAUAGGAAUAACAAUCAAAGUCAAAGUCAAGACACAAGCGCUACCAACUCUGAUCCUAACGUUCGGCAACCACAACGGAGUUCCAGUCCAUCCUCUACUCAAAAUCAGUCUUUAUGGUCAGGUAACGACCCAUCAAACCAAGGAUAUACAUCCCAUUCUUCUCAAUCAAAUCCAAAUUUUACAUCACAUGAAUCAAUUAACAGCGUAGAGUCUGAAUCGACCACUUCUUCAUUUCGACUCAAUGGACGCGGGAGUGGAAGAUCAGAUGGAAAUAGGAAUAACAAUCAAAGUCAAAGUCAAGACACAAGCGCUACCAACUCUGAUCCUAACGUUCGGCAACCACAACGGAGUUCCAGUCCAUCCUCUACUCAAAAUCAGUCUUUAAGGUCAGGUAACGACCCAUCAAACCAAGGAUAUACAUCCCAUUCUUCUCAAUCAAAUCCAAAUUUUACAUCACAUGAAUCAAUUAACAGCGUAGAGUCUGAAUCGACCACUUCUUCAUUUCGACUCAAUGGACGCGGGAGUGGAAGAUCAGAUGGAAAUAGGAAUAACCAUCAAAGUCAAAGUCAAGACACAAGCGCUACCAACUCUGAUCCUAACGUUCGGCAGCCACAACGGAGUUCCAGUCCAUCCUCUACUCAAAAUCAGUCUUUAAGGUCAGGUAACGACCCAUCAAACCAAGGAUAUACAUCCCAUUCUUCUCAAUCAAAUCCAAAUUUUACAUCACAUGAAUCAAUUAACAGCGUAGAGUCUGAAUCGACCACUUCUUCAUUUCGACUCAAUGGACGCGGGAGUGGAAGAUCAGAUGGAAAUAGGAAUACCAAUCAAAGUCCAAGUCAAGACACAAGCGCUACCAACUCUGAUCCUAACGUUCGGCAGCCACAACGGAGUUCCAGUCCAUCCUCUACUCAAAAUCAGUCUUUAAGGUCAGGUAACGACCCAUCAAACCAAGGAUAUACAUCCCAUUCUUCUGAAUCAAAUCCAAAUUUUACAUCACAUGAAUCAAUUAACAGCGUAGAGUCUGACUCGACCACUUCUUCAUUUCCACUCAAUGGACGCGGGAGUGGAAGAUCAGAUGGAAAUAGGAAUACCAAUCAAAGUCAAAGUCAAGACACAAGCGCUACCAACUCUGAUCCUAACGUUCGGCAACCACAACGGAGUUCCAGUCCAUCCUCUACUCAAAAUCAGUCUUUAAGGUCAGGUAACGACCCAUCAAACCAAGGAUAUACAUCCCAUUCUUCUCAAUCAAAUCCAAAUUUUACAUCACAUGAAUCAAUUAACAGCGUAGAGUCUGAAUCGACCACUUCUUCAUUUCGACUCAAUGGACGCGGGAGUGGAAGAUCAGAUGGAAAUAGGAAUAACAAUCAAAGUCCAAGUCAAGACACAAGUGCUACCAACUCUGAUCCUAACGUUCGGCAGCCACAACGGAGUUCCAGUCCAUCCUCUACUCAAAAUCAGUCUUUAAGGUCAGGUAACGACCCAUCAAACCAAGGAUAUACAUCCCAUUCCUCUCAAUCAAACCCAAAUUUUACAUCACAUGAAUCAAUUAACAGCGUAGAGUCUGAAUCGACCACUUCUUCAUUUCGACUCAAUGGACGCGGGAGUGGAAGAUCAGAUGGAAAUAGGAAUAACAAUCAAAGUCAAAGUCAAGACACAAGUGCUACCAACUCUGAUCCGAACGUUCGGCAACCACAACGGAGUUCCAGUCCAUCCUCUACUCAAAAUCAGUCUUUAAGGUCAGGUAACGACCCAUCAAACCAAGGAUAUACAUCCCAUUCUUCUCAAUCAAAUCCAAAUUUUACGGAUAACGAUCAAAAUCAAAGUCCAGACACAAGCACUUCAUCUGGAUAUUUUUUAAGAAACGCAGGUAAUAACGUCGAUGAUCGCUACGGCAACCGUCAAAAUAGCGAUAACAAUCAAAAUCGGUAUGCUAUGCGCGAUGGGCAACCACAACGGGAUUCCAGUCCAUCCUCUACCCAAAAUCUGUCUUCAAGGUCAGGUAACGCACCACCAAACCAAGGCUUUGCAUAUCCAUCCGAUUCUUCUCGAUCAAAUCCAAAUUUUACAUCACAUGAAUCAAGUAACAGUAUAGAGUCUGAAUCGACCACUUCUUCAUCUCGACUCAAUGGACGUGGGAGUGGAAGAUCAGAUACGGACUCACAUGGAAAUAGGGAUAACCAUCAAAAUCCCAGUCAAGACACAAGUACUUCAUCUGGAUAUUUUUUAAGAAACGCAGGUAAUAACCUCGAUGAUCGUUACGGCAACCGUCAAAAUAGGGAUAACAAUCAAAAUCAAAAUAGGGAUAACAAUCAAAAUCAAAAUAGGGAUAACAAUCAAAAUCAGGAUGCGAUGCGCGAUGGGCAACCACAACAGGAUUCCAGUCCAUCCUCUACCCAAGAUCUGUCUUCAAGGUCAGGUAACGACCCACCAAACCAAGGCUUUGCAUAUACAUCCGAUUCUUCUCGAACAAAUCCAAAUUUUUCAUCACAAGAGUCAACUAACAGAGUAGCAUCUGAAUCGAACAUUUUUCCAUUUCGACCCAAUGGACGCGGGGGUGGAAGAUCAGAUACGGGCUCACAAGGAAGUAAUGAUAACCAUCAAAAUCCCAGUCAAGACACAAGCACUUCAUCUGGAUAUUUUUUAAGAAACGCAGGUAAUAACGUCGAUGAUCGUUACGGCAACCGUCAAAAUAGGGAUAACAAUCAAAAUCAAAAUAGGGAUAACAAUCAAAAUCAAAAUAGGGAUAACGAUCAAAAUCAAAGUCCAGGCACAAGCACUUCAUCUGGAUAUUUUUUAAGAAACGCAGGUAAUAACGUCGAUGAUCGCUACGGCAACCGUCAAAAUAGCGAUAACAAUCAAAAUCGGGAUGCUAUGCGCGAUGGGCAACCACAACGGGAUUCCAGUCCAUCCUCUACCCAAGAUCUGUCUUCAAGGUCAGGUAACGACCCUCCAAACCAAGGCUUUGCAUAUACAUCCGAUUCUUCUCGAACAAAUCCAAAUUUUUUAUCACAAGAAUCAACUAACAGAAUAGCAUCUGAAUCGAACAAUUUUCCAUUUCGACCCAAUGGACGCGGGGGUGGAAGAUCAGAUACGGGCUCACAAGGAAGUAAUGAUAACCAUCAAAAUCCCAGUCAAGACACAAGCACUUCAUCUGGAUAUUUUGUAAGAAACGCAGGUAAUAACGUCGAUGAUCGUUACGGCAACCGUCAAAAUAGGGAUAACAAUCAAAAUCAAAAUAGGGAUAACAAUCAAAAUCAAAAUAGGGAUAACGAUCAAAAUCAAAGUCCAGGCACAAGCACUUCAUCUGGAUAUUUUUUAAGAAACGCAGGUAAUAACGUCGAUGAUCGCUACGGCAACCGUCAAAAUAGGGAUAACAAUCAAAAUCGGGAUGCUAUGCGCGAUGGGCAACCACAACGGGAUUCCAGUCCAUCCUCUACCCAAAAUCUGUCUUCAAGGUCAGGUAACGCACCACCAAACCAAGGCUUUGUAUAUCCAUCCGAUAGGGAUAUACAUCAAAAUCCCAAUGAAGACACAAGUAAUACAUCUGCACAUGAUUCAAGAUACGCAUCUAAUAAUAGCAACCGCAGAAAUAGGGAUAUAUAUGAAAAUCCCAAUCAAGACACAAGUAAUACAUCUGCAAAUGAAUCAAGAAACGUAUCUAAUAAUAACAGCCACCGUGAAAAUAUGGAUAUACAUCAACAUCCCAAUCAACAUCCCAACCAAGACACAAGAUCAAACAGAAACUACAGCUCUUCCUCAAAGAGGGCUAGACCCAAUGAAAAUGAACCUGAAGGCAGAGCUUUCGCAAAUCAAAGUGCAGGCAAUACAGGUGUAGCAGAUGAAAGGCCUAUAAUGACAUACACUGAAGAAGCUUUUGCAACGCGUCAACCUAUAUUGUGGAAUGGAGAUGAACAAAUAGUCAUAUUUGUUGGGGAAUGUAAUUUUCAGUUCGAACCGAAGGUAGGCGAUAUUAUAAUAAGUCACCCUGCUAGGGCUUCAAGUCGUGCUUCCCAUCCACCUAAUGUUCCAUCAGGUGCUAGAACCAACUGUUUGCGUACAUGGGAUGGGCAAGAUAGACAUGUAUUUAACGCUAGCGUGCAACAUGGUGAUCUCAUCCUACGUAUUGGUCAAUGGAAAAUCAACGAAGCAAGAGGAUUAUUGAAUGAACUCGAAGCCAUCGAGGCUCCAGCCUUUUUUUCUCCUUUUUAUCGAGUUGAUUUAUUCUCUGUUCAUAAACAAAGACCUGAUCACAGAUAUAUCUUCUUGGGAUAUCAAUAUCCACUCCAUCUUGAGGGUGCAACUCCAAGUUACUUAUUACCUUCACCAGGAAAACAUCUCCAAGCUGGACAAAUGUGUCCACCAACAUUUCAACCCGGAGUAGGUGAUGUUAUUAUCAAGGGAGAAUCAUGGAUUGCUAACUUUAAUCACAGCCAAAAUUUUCGCAGAUCCAUGGUUAAGUGGUACAAAACUCGACAAAAGUUGUUAUCAUCCAGAAUGGGGAUUCGUACACAAAGCACGGAAAUUAGACAAGGCACAAUAUUACUACGACCUUAUGUUGAUAGAGCAAUAGAUGUUACAGGAACAAUGAUGGGUAACGAUAGCUGGGGAUUCGCUGAACUAUAUAUAAGAGAAUCAGAUGGAUGGAGAUUUUGCGGCAGAACCCAACACAGAGUAUAUGAAAAUCUACCGACCCCACGAAAACUUCCAAUAGUGUACGCUGCAGAUCCAGGACGUAUAGAAGAUAAUCCUUCUUAUCCAUCACGAAUAACAUAUUCUUGUUAGUCAGAUAAAAACUUUGCAUCUUUCAUAACCAAACUAUGUAAUCAAAGUAACACUACUCAGAAAACAUCUCAUAGUAGCUUAGUUUACCUUUGUAUACAAGCCUAUUUAAAAUUAAAAAAAACCCCAAAUAUCUUAUGUUCUACAGGAAAAAACUUUAAAGUCCAAUAAUUAGAAACAUUAUUAUAGAAUCAAUUUCAAAAUAUUUAUUUGACAAAUAAACAGAAUCAAACAGAAAUUUUAGAAAAUUUGAAUAAUUUUUUUACAAGUAAAAUAAUUUUUAAGGAUAAUUCA
This is a messenger RNA of Marchantia polymorpha subsp. ruderalis, 7129 nucleotides long. NCBI's taxonomy places the organism in Eukaryota, Viridiplantae, Streptophyta, Marchantiopsida, Marchantiales, Marchantiaceae. The record is from the annotation of a GenBank genome assembly.